AUGUCCAACAAGCCCGACACGCUCAAGAGCGGCGAGGAAAAGGUCGCAGAGCAGAGCGCUUCCGCUCUCAAGAGCUUCAUCUCCGGUGGCGCAGGAGGAGUCGCAGCGGUCCUUGUCGGCCAGCCGUUCGACUUGACCAAGGUGCGACUGCAGACCGCCGCGCCAGGGCAGUACACCGGCGCGCUCGACGUCGUCAAGCAGACGUUUGCGCGAGAUGGGCUCCGCGGAUUCUACCGCGGAAUGGGUCCCCCUCUCGCGGGAGUCACGCCCAUGUUUGCCGUCUCGUUCUGGGGCUACGCGAUGGGCAAGAAACUCGUCUACGCCCUCACGCCCAACCGCACCUCGUCCGUCCUCUCGUACGGCGAACUCGCCGCCGCGGGAUUCUUCUCUGCGAUUCCGACUACCCUCGUCGCGGCGCCGGUGGAGAGGGUCAAGGUUUUGCUGCAGAUGCAAGGACAAGGCGGCAAGCAGCUCUACUCGGGCCCGAUCGACGCAGUCUCGAAACUCUACCGCGAAGGCGGCCUCCGCUCAAUUUACCGCGGCACGCUCGCGACCGUCGCGCGCGACGGACCCGGCUCGGCAGCGUACUUUGUCGUGUAUGAGAUGGUCAAGAAGGCUAUGACGCCGCAGGGACAGGACCCGAGUCAGUUGAGUUUGAGCGCGGUCAUGGUCGCGGGUGGAAGUGCGGGUGUCGCGAUGUGGACGUUGGCGAUCCCUCCAGAUGUCGUCAAAUCCCGCCUCCAAGGCGCACCCGAAGGGACCUACAAAGGCUUCGUCGACUGCGCGCGGCAGACGGUCGCCAAGGACGGGGUCGGGGCGUUGUUCAAGGGCUUUGGGCCGGCGAUGGCGAGGGCUUUCCCGGCGAACGCAGCGACUUUCCUCGGCGUCGAACUCUCGAUGCAGCUCAUGAACGCGUUGUUCUAA
Messenger RNA from Rhodotorula toruloides NP11, 924 nucleotides. RefSeq names its product carnitine acyl carnitine carrier, mitochondrial. Gene Ontology annotation, biological process: mitochondrial transport; carnitine transmembrane transport. Gene Ontology annotation, cellular component: mitochondrial envelope. Gene Ontology annotation, molecular function: O-acyl-L-carnitine transmembrane transporter activity. Bases 1 to 924 code for a protein of 307 amino acids. The record is from RefSeq and is a predicted model, not a curated record. Lineage: Eukaryota; Fungi; Basidiomycota; Microbotryomycetes; Sporidiobolales; Sporidiobolaceae. The transcript is spliced from 10 exons.